AUGGGGAAGUCCGGCGCAAUCGGCUCAAGCGGCUCAGUGCCCCAAAGGUUUCCAAUAGGCGUCCAAAGGAUCCUAGAGGUCAUUUUUACAUAUCGGAUUAUAAAGGCUGCUGAAACUGUCGAUGGAGAUGGUAUUGAUGAAGAGAUUGAAGACGAGAGCGAGGUUGAGAACGAGACUGGAGAUGAAGACAACGAGAACAUUGACCAAGACGAGAUUGAGAUUGGCCAAGAACCUUAUUUCCAACUCAUCAAUGAAAACAUCAAUAUGGGUCAUCAAGAAGGCGAUAAUGUUGAUGGUAUUAGUACACGAGAUGAAGAGUACACGAUUGUCAGCGAUGAUGAAGAUGAUACAUCCGCAUCUUCCCUUCGGGCAAAUAUGCCCACACCGGGGACAAAUUCUCCAAUCGAUACCCUCGAUGACUCAGAACAUAGGACUCCAGUUGGGCCUACUAGAGAAGCAAAUACAGUGGAUGACGGUAGUCUUACAAUAACGGAUCUUCUUCAGGAUGAGGCGCAGAGACAAGAUGUGGACCAGACGCCACCGUCAUCCCCGGACAUAUAUUCUACCGUUCGCUCAUUCGUCGAUUCAGAAGAACCACAGCUUGAAUAUGUUGCCAAACAGCUUGAAAAUGCUACCAAACGGUUUGAAAAUAGACAAAAACGAUUUGAAGACGCGAAAUCGAUUCUAACUGGUCUUGCUGAGUUAGAAAGGGAAGAUGCAGUCAAAACAAACAAUAUUAAAGAGAUUGAUGACAAUCUUAGCAAUAGAAAAGCUGAAUGGGAUAAUUCUCAACCUACUCCAACAUCUAUUGGAGACACAUCUCUCGAAGAGUAUAUGUCUAGAGCAAAGUCAUUCUUUUUGGGCGUGGAAGAAGGGAAAACAAAGCGUCAGGCAGAGGAGAGUGGGCUUGCGGAAAACAAAAAUAAGAGAGCGAAACUGAAGGCUGAGUUCAAAGAGCUCCAGGCUACUGCAGCAAACAGAGAGCCCUCUUUACCGAUACGCUCUCUGGAAUCAUUUUAA
Trichoderma breve is the source of this 1020-nucleotide messenger RNA. RefSeq lists its product as uncharacterized. The coding region runs from base 1 to 1020 and encodes 339 amino acids. The transcript has 2 exons. NCBI's taxonomy places the organism in Eukaryota, Fungi, Ascomycota, Sordariomycetes, Hypocreales, Hypocreaceae. The record is from RefSeq and is a predicted model, not a curated record.